Messenger RNA from Cydia splendana, 459 nucleotides. RefSeq lists its product as uncharacterized. The record is from RefSeq and is a predicted model, not a curated record. The transcript is spliced from 8 exons. Bases 49 to 402 code for a protein of 117 amino acids. NCBI's taxonomy places the organism in Eukaryota, Metazoa, Arthropoda, Insecta, Lepidoptera, Tortricidae.
GCGAAGUGAUUUCUUUAAUAUUUCAGAUUAUUUUAGUGCCGAAUCGCCAUGCCUAACCACCGAAAUGCAUGCUCAAUAUGUUUCCUUAUUUUAAUUGUUAUAACGUGUGACGGUACGAGCUCAAACGAGGGUCCCAUGAAUAAAGAUGGUUCCAUUAAUAUAGAACCUGUUUUAAGUGGCAGCAAAUCGGAAGAGGAGCAAAAAAAACCAAUAGAACGGGAACGCAGUUCUUCAGAAUCAGAUGAAGAGAAUUCAGACUCAGAUAGAUCUGAGGCCGAGGUUGAUUCUGGACCAAAAAUGACAAGAGGUAUAUUACGCGACCAAUCUGCCAAUGGGGAAGCUUCGGAUGAGCGGCGCAAAAAACGUCAUGCAUUUUUUUACCGUGGUGCGCUGCGAAGCUAAACCUGUGCGCUGGGAAGAAUAGAAAACACUGAUUGCAAUAUACCUUAGUUGAAUGUA